CGAAGUGGCUGGGAAGAGGGAAGUCUGGGCCUCCCUGCUUAGGCUGCUGCCCCCGCGACCCGACCUCGGAUAAGCAGAAGAAGAUGGAUGGAUGGAUGGAAAAUGGAUCGGCCCUGGGAAACAUCCAUCAUCAUGACCCUUGGGCUCCAGCUCUUCCAGUGGGCGCUGUCGUCCAGCAGGGGGGCGUGUGCAGCCUUGAAUGGUCACUGGGUGACGAGUGGCUGGCGAGUGGGUCCCCUGAUGGCCUCCUGCACGUUUGGGAUGACAUCAUGGGCCUCGCAGGGUCACAUCAGCCAGUCGCCACAAUGCAGCAACCAAGCGCUGUCAAGGCAAUGGGAUGGUGUCCAUGGCAGAGAAAGAUGAUUGCCACAGGUGGAGGAUGGAAAGACGGGAAGCUUCGGAUUUGGGACACGGAGUCAGCGACUUGUGUGACUUCUGCAGACAGCAACUCCCAGAUCUGCUGUCUUCGCUGGACAGACGCCACCAGACGCCUGUUCACGGGGCACGGGCGCCCCCAUCACAGUGCCAUCUGCUGGGAGUGGGACUUAUCUUCACUUAGGCCAAGACGUCACCUAGCUGGUCAUUCAAACCGUAUCUUGCACGUGGCUGCAAACCCUGAUGCUUGCCAGCUGUUUACUGUCGGAGCGGACCAAUGCUUUAACGUCUGGGACGUCUGAUUUCCACCGUGUGGUCUCCACUUUGUGAGAACCUCUCACUAACACACACUUCCUGUUGCUUUACUCAACCAUCUCAACUUGCAAAGCACUUUCUUUUCUUCUGAGGGUGGCAAAGAAAUACAAUGAAA
Messenger RNA from Nerophis lumbriciformis (worm pipefish), 805 nucleotides. RefSeq names its product cell division cycle protein 20 homolog B-like. Gene Ontology annotation, cellular component: anaphase-promoting complex. Gene Ontology annotation, molecular function: protein binding; anaphase-promoting complex binding; ubiquitin ligase activator activity. Lineage: Eukaryota; Metazoa; Chordata; Actinopteri; Syngnathiformes; Syngnathidae. Gene Ontology annotation, biological process: positive regulation of anaphase-promoting complex-dependent catabolic process; positive regulation of ubiquitin protein ligase activity; anaphase-promoting complex-dependent catabolic process. The record is from RefSeq and is a predicted model, not a curated record.